AUGUUCAGUCCCUCGCACACAUUCGCCUAUGCAGCGCUUGCCGUAGUACCUGGAAAGGUAACUCCUGACACCUGGACUCCAAAAUGGUGUGGACCGCUCGACGCGUGGGAAUGCGAGUUCUCGUCCUUACCGCAAUCGCUGCCGUCGGGCUCCCAUGGCUUGUCCUUGUUGUCCGUUCAUACUUCGCCCUCUCCCGUCUCCACCCCCUUCCCUCGCCGUCGCACAUUUCCCCUAAGCGCGCCGAGCGAUUGGGCCUUGAUAAGAGCACAUUCGCUAGCUGGCGCCUGAUUCCCUCACAUAUCCUCGCUGCAUUCUCAAGUCUGCAUUCGGAUUGGCUGUUCUCCCGUGAAUCCAGCUCCAUCCAUCCGCUCCACCUUCGUCGCCACGUCAGCAACGACUUCUUCGCGCCGCGCUUGCCUCUUCUAUCAGCGUCACUCGAUAAGUUAUCUGGCAACUCCAGCAGCCAAUCAGAUGCCGCCAGCUCAGGGGCUGAGGAACAACCCGCGAAUCGAAGUGCGCCGAGCGGGCUGUGCAUAGCGAUCACAUCUGCGCCGCGAUUGGAUCCGCAAAACCUGGAGCCGACGUGGCAGCGAGUGGUGCAGAUGCUGCAGGCUCUAGACUCGAGGAGAGUGGGAGCAUGGAGAGGGAGAGGAGAGGGGAGAAGUAACGCGGGUAGAGGGGGGAAUGAAAAAGAGGAGGGGGCAGAGAGAGUGGAGGGGGAAGGGGAAAGGGAGGGGGAGGAUGAUGUGAGUGAUGAGGAUGUGAUUGAAACGGGGGAAGAGGUGGAGAAGGCGAUUAGGGAGCUUCAGAAGCGGAAGGGGAUGGUUCUGGGGCAGGACAUGAGGAUCGUGGUGUACAGCUCAGCAUGCCACGUGGUGGACCCCGUGGACCUGCUGACUCAGCAAGGUGCGUUUGGUGAAGAGCAUCAGAAGGAAAAGCAGGCAGAGGAACAAGGUGAGAUGGAGGGAGGGAGGGAGGAUAGAGGGGUCACAGGGGGCAGGCAGAAUGGAACGAGGAACAGACGUGAGGAGGCUGCAUGGAGAGGCAGGGGAGGAGAGAAGCCAAGGAGCAGGCGGGAGAUGUUGGACGAGGCAGUGAGGCGAUACGCGGCAGGCGCUGGUGUGAGUGAGGCGUACGUCCGCCCCCUCGUGCAGGUGCUCGCUCAGGCGGCCUUUGACAGCAGCAGCAGUGUAGACAGCCACACCCAAGCCAUCCGCCACAUGGCGGCCAACCUGUCCAUCCACGUGGACGUUCUGACAGCUCAUGCUGACGUGUGCGAGUUCUUUGGGGAUGCUGGUAGGCUUCUGGCGGCUGUUCCCCAACAGAUUAUCGGGAGAGUUGGGUGGGCUAGAUGGACGUGGGAGAGGAAGGUAGCCGUGGAUUCAAUCCACGCCAUGCAUCAGUGCCUGCAUACAAACCCCAGGUUCGUCCUCCUUUUUGAAGACGAUGUCAUGCCGGUAUGGCUGUGGGACGUUGGCAUCGAGAGGUUUCUCUCUAUUGACCUCCAUGGCAAACGUCCCUGGGAUCUGGUGGCGUUGUAUACACCAUCGUCAUACGGGUGGGGUGUUACGCAUGCCGGUCUGUAUGACUUCGCGUGUUGCACUCAAGCAGACCUCUUCAGGGCUAGUGUUGCGAGGAAAGUGGUGGGUUAUGUGGAGUCGCAGUUUAUGCACAAUCCGGCAGAUGUGCUGCUGGGAGAAUAUGUGAAGAAGAGGGGAAUCAUUGGGUAUGCACAUGUGCCCUCGUUGUUUCAGCAUGCUGGAACUGUGAGGACAUUUGCUAAUUCUUAUUUCCACGAAGACAUACACUUUAGGUCACAGUACGUAAUGCAAUCUCUAGCUGGUGAAGUACAAUAGAGUUAGUAGCUGGAUUUCUGUUU
Molecule: messenger RNA, 1879 nt
Organism: Closterium sp. NIES-67
Lineage: Eukaryota; Viridiplantae; Streptophyta; Zygnematophyceae; Desmidiales; Closteriaceae
Source: the annotation of a GenBank genome assembly